Messenger RNA from Oryza brachyantha (malo sina), 2313 nucleotides. RefSeq lists its product as uncharacterized. Bases 345 to 2198 code for a protein of 617 amino acids. The record is from RefSeq and is a predicted model, not a curated record. NCBI's taxonomy places the organism in Eukaryota, Viridiplantae, Streptophyta, Magnoliopsida, Poales, Poaceae. The transcript is spliced from 9 exons.
UGGUUUGUAUGUCACGGGAGAGAAGAAGCUAGGAUUCGCUCGAGCACAUGGGGUCGCUGGUGGUUGCUUUCCCGCGCCCUCCCCUCAACGCCGCGGCGUCCUGCGACCCUCCCCGCCAGCGGUCGCCUCCCCGCACCCUCCCCGCAACGCCGCGGUGUCCUGUGACCCUCCCCGUCGGUGGUCGCCUUCCCACGCCCUCCACGCCCCGGCGCCGCGUCCUGCGCCCCUCCCCGCCGGCGGCUGCCUCUCCGCGCCCUCCACUCCCCGGCGCCAAGUCCUGUGCCCCUCCCGGUGGUCAGCAUACUUUGAUUAGUGUGGGCAUUGGAUGAAGCUUGUAUUGAUCUAUGGAGGGGUGUGGCUCGCAAGAUGCUAUGGAGAACAAAAGUGAUGACAACGACUUUGAUAAGAACGCCAAUUCUGAUCCUGUUGUUUACCAGCUAGUUCGGGUUGAAGGUGAUGGAACGCUUGUUCCUGCUACAGAGGAUGAGGUCUUGCAAUUCGAAAGUUUCCUUCAUGAUGAGAAGGUUGAUCUGCCUUCUAUUGAAGAUGUAUCACAUGUGGAGGAAUACUUUACUAAUGAUUGCAUAAAGCCUGAUUUUGGAGAGGGGCCUUCCAAAUUAGAAACUGCUGAUGUACAGGUACACAUGUUAGAUGUCGCCCUAGAGGAUGACAGGCUACAUACACCAGAUGAUUCAGUAGUUCUUCCUUCGAACUGUUCAGCUGUUCAUGACCAGGAGCUGGAUAAACUGAACACAGAACAAGGGGGUAAUAACACUGCCCAACAGGACAAUGUUUCAACAGAGACUACAAAAUCAACAGUAUUAAAUGACCUUUCUUCUGAUAAAGAAAAGGCUGAUGCCUGCUCAGAACCUGUAAAUAACACAUCCGCAUGUCAAUCUGUUUCUGGGUUUACUAGUUCAGUGCCUGAUUUUUCCAUUUUAAGGGGAGAAGUUUGCUUGGAUAAUCUUACAAUUAGGGAACUUCAGGAAGCAUUUAGAGCCACAUUUGGGCGCCAAACUACUGUCAAGGACAAGCUAUGGCUCAAAAGACGUAUUGCAAUGGGGUUGACCAAUUCGUGCGAUGUUCCAAGUUCAGGUUGUGUUGUUAAGGAUUAUAAAGUUAUCGGCAUGGGUUCCAAACAAGAAAUAGCAGCUGUUGAAGGAAUACCAAAGAUGGAGCUCGAGGCUACUCUGGUUAGGGACCAAGUCUUGAACCCAGGACAUCAGAGAGAUUUACCAUCAAGUUUUCCCUAUCAUAGUGAGGAGCAACAGAGAUCGUCCAAGAGGCUCAAAAGAGUACCAACAGAUAAUGACGAGCCACAAGUAACUAUUUUCACUGGACAAGGAACCACCAAGAGAAUUAGGAAGCCAACAAAAAGAUACAUCGAAGAGCUCUCAGAUAUUGAGACUAAUGAGCCCACCGGGAGAUUUUUUUCACCUAGAAAAAGACCUGUAUAUGAUGAGGUGUUGUUGAGACCACGGGAAGCACCUUUUCAUGAGGUUGGUUCAUUGGGCACAACCUACCCUACUAGAAGGGAUACUCUUGGAGGGUGUAGUGUGCAUGUACCAUAUGUUUCAAGGAUGAGAAGAGGGCGCCCAAGGAGUAACUUCAUUCCAUUAUGGGAUCUUGAGCCUUCUGUGGAAUGUACUGAGGUCCCCAUUGCAGAUGCAGUGAAUUUGGAAAAGGAAGGUGAAUGGGGGAACCAUAAGAACACCAAGCGGGAAGGAGAACAUGUAGAGGCAGCCGAUAGUAAGAAGGUUCAGGGUCAACAGGCCAAAGAUUUUGCCAACGCUGAUGUCAAUCCCAAAAUACAACGGGGUGGGAAGCGGAAGCAUCAUCGAGCAUGGACAUUGAGCGAGGUUGUGAAGCUGGUUGAUGGUGUGGCUCGAUAUGGGGCUGGUAAAUGGUCCGAGAUUAGAAGAUUAGCCUUCUCCUCGUAUUCAUACCGCACCUCAGUGGAUCUUAAGGACAAGUGGCGGAAUCUGAUCAGGGCCAGCCAGACACAGCUUUCUACUGAAAACGAUGGUGUUUGUCCACGGAAGAGCAACCCUUCUACCAUACCAAUACCACCGUCCAUUCUGCUACGAGUAAAAGAACUGGCUGACAUGCAGCCUCAGGUUGGCGAUUUGAGGGUACCGGUCAAGUUUUCAGGGAAGAGCAGUAUGGUUGUACAGGGGAAAGGUUCGGGUUUUUUGUGAGCCACGUGUUGCGUGCAAUAGAGGGGGAAACGACUGAGAUAGAUGUACGCUUUUGGACGCCUAUGAAUACAACACUCGUUACAGAAAAGUUUGUGAUCGCGACUCGCGUUCUUGU